CCAAAAGACCAAUUUUCUAAUUACCACAGAAACGCAAUAGGAAGUGUUACAUGCAGAAUACAAUAUGAGUAGUCUAUGGGUACUCUAUGUUGUCUUUUUUAUCGUGUCCAAAGCUACUUUUAUUUCACGGAAAUAUACCUCAAUCCUGGUAUUUGAUAAGAUAUCCAAUAAAGAGCUCAUGGGAGAAUACAACUCUGAUUCGUUGAUAGAAUGUGCUGUCCUGUGUCAAAGCUCGUGUGGAUUCCUGGGAUACAGCCCUCAGUUAAAGAAAUGCCGUCUACACAAGAAAAUCAUCAGGCCCGAAAUGUCGGACGAGGCCAACUGAAGAUAUUAUUCGCAUCAUUCAUUACCUUCUGACUGUGAAGACCUUUGCAAAGCUGGUUACAGCAAUUCAGACGUGUAUCAGAUUUACCCUUACGGAACCAUUACCAGUCCUGUUACAGUUUACUGUGAUAUGGAUACAGAGGAAGGCGGGUGGACGAUUAUCCAAAAACGUAUAAAUGGAGAUCUGAGCUUUGACAGGAAUUGGGCGGAUUAUAAAAGCGGUUUUGGUGCUCCGGAACACAAUGUUUGGAUUGGAAAUGACGUAAUUCAUCUGAUAACAAAGGAAAGGAACUCAUCUCUAUAUAUUUCCAUCACACUGGUGAAUGGUACAACACUAUAUGAGCUGUACGAUCAAUUCUCAGUGUCCAAUGAAGUAGAGAGUUAUAAACUUUUCCUGGCGGGGAAUGUCACGGGCAGCUUAGGUGACGGUAUGUUUAAAACUAAUUGGCUACCUCUCAGGUAUAAUCUGUCCGGAAUGGCUUUUAGUACGUUUGACAAUGACAACGACAAGAACCUUGACUAUGACGGUGGCAACUGUGCUGGUAGACAUAAAGGAGGAUGGUGGUUUAAUUUUUGUCAGGGCGCCUUCCUAAAUGGACCGUGGUCUUCUUCUGGUUGGAUGAGACCCUGGCAUCCUACUGUGAAAUCUGGGACAAACGUGAGGGCUACGAUAAUGAUGGUAAAACGUCACUAGAUGCGUCAUUGAGUGAGAAAACGUCAUUAGAUUCGGAUUUGUCAAAGUAUGCUCGGAUUACAACCAACACAAGCUGACACCGAUACUCUGCUGCAUGGAUAGUAAUUUCACUCCAAAACAAUUUUUUACUUUAUGAAUGUUCGAGAAUCUCAACCAUAACCAAACAUCAAAAUUCGGUUUUGUCAAAGAUCUUAUCUCUAUUGUCCAGAAAUACUCAAUAGAAAGAUUCCUUCAGUCAUACAUAGACAAUGCUAGUUUUCCGUCCAAAAAUGUUUGGAAGAAGAUCGUAAAACAGACUAUUAAUCCCUACAAAUAUACUUCAUGAAAAGAUUUGAUUUACUACGAUACAGAUUUAGCGGUCUUCAAGUUUCUCAAUACAUCUGUACAUUUGGCUUCAGUUUGGACAUAUCCACUUUCAACAAAAGAAAUGCAAGUUGUUAAGUACAUUGCAAAUGUGUGGACUCUUGUAACGAAAAGGGAUGUAUACCAGUGCAUAUCUGCUCGAAUCCCUUUACAAACAAUUUUUCAACAUGCCGUAGUCUUGUGUUCAAUAACAUCUAAUGACAGAUCUGAAUAAAUGUUUGAAUUAUCAGACAAAUACGACAAUGUUUACAAGUGCACAGAUUUUGUCAGUUUAAAUGAGUACGAUUUUUACUUGUCUGUUCUUAGGGGUACCCAUAAUCAAGUCUUAGAAAAAAAAAUUCGUGUUAAAAUGUUUUUCAUUAAUUGUUUCUAGUAUAGCCACUCACCACGACAAGGUGUAUGAAACACAAACAGGAAGUUGUUCUUUUUAUGUUUUCAUACAGCGUAUAUUAGCAAAAUGUAUAACACAUUUCCUUUAUUAAAAGUUUCAUUGAUGUAUAUAUGUUGAAAUUGAUGUGUUGGAAAUCAAAUAUUCAAAUAGAGGUAAUAAAGAUGAAUGAAAAAGGCGCCUGUAUGGCUCAGUUGUAGGGCGUCUUCUCUAGAGUCGCGAUGUACGGAGUUGAUUCUUGCAUUGCGGGUUCGAAUCCCACUGUAGGGACGUGGAGACCGGUCCUUCAGAUGAGACCGUAUAAACCGAGGUCCCGUGUCUCAGUAGAUGCUGGCGUGCAAAAAAUCCCCCACCGCUCAAUGACCUUGAGGGCCAGAUUAGGUCAAAAUUUGCAGAUAUCCACCGGGAUCUUCAUAUGAGUUAAAACAUUCUUGAAAGGGUCGUUUAACAACAAAUUAUAUUUUGUUUUUAUGAAUGUAUGUAAAUCAAUUGAAAAAAAAUGCAAACAAUGGUUGUGUUAAGGUUUUGUGAUUUAAAACAUUUUGAAAAGGUUAUUUUUUGCUUUACUAAGGUCCUUUACCUUUGAGGAAAUAUUUGUAAA
Saccostrea cuccullata (small rock oyster) is the source of this 2370-nucleotide messenger RNA. Its product is annotated as fibroleukin-like. The record is from RefSeq and is a predicted model, not a curated record. NCBI's taxonomy places the organism in Eukaryota, Metazoa, Mollusca, Bivalvia, Ostreida, Ostreidae. Bases 455 to 1018 code for a protein of 187 amino acids. The transcript has 6 exons.